Oryza brachyantha (malo sina) is the source of this 1542-nucleotide messenger RNA. Its product is annotated as flavonoid O-methyltransferase-like protein Os11g0303600. The record is from RefSeq and is a predicted model, not a curated record. The coding region runs from base 1 to 1542 and encodes 513 amino acids. Lineage: Eukaryota; Viridiplantae; Streptophyta; Magnoliopsida; Poales; Poaceae. Gene Ontology annotation, biological process: methylation. Gene Ontology annotation, molecular function: S-adenosylmethionine-dependent methyltransferase activity; protein dimerization activity; O-methyltransferase activity. The transcript has 4 exons.
AUGGCCUCCCGUCCGACACCUGCACUCCCCUCUGACACGGAGCUGAUACAAGCACAGGCCGAGCUGUGGCGCCACAGCCUUCUCUACCUCAAGCAAAUGACGUUCAAGUGCGCCAUCGAGCUGGGCAUCCCCACCGCCAUCCACAACCUGGGCGGCACCGCGUCGCUGCCCGAGCUGAGCGUCGCGCUCUCCCUUCCUCCGGCCAAGCAGCCGUACCUCACCCGCCUCAUGCGGCAGCUAGCCUCGUCGGGCGUCUUCACCGUCGUCGACGGAGGUGAUGCCAUGUCCGGCACCUACGGCCUCACCCCUCUGUCCAGCAUCCUCAUCGACGGCGUGCGCAUCGACGGCGACGCGCACCAGGAGGCCAUCGUGCUCGCUCUGUCCUCCAAGUACUACGUCGAGGCGGCCAUGGGGCUCACCGACUGGUUCAGGAAGGACCACGCCACGCCGAUCCCAUCGCCGUUCGAGGACGUCCAUGGCGCGGUGCCCUUUGAGGAGAGCAUGGAACGCCUGGACCCGGAGUCCGCCAAGUUGUUCAACCAGGCGUUGGCUGCGCAUGAUCACAUGGGGAUCGGCGUGCUGCUGCGGCAGUGCGGCCAGGUGUUCAGCGGGCUGCGGUCACUGACAGACUGCUGCGGCGGCGACGGCACGACGGCGAGGUCCAUCGCCAAGGCCUUCCCUCAUGUCAAGUGCACCGUGCUGGACCUUCCACAAGUGAUCAACAAUGCCCCUCCUUCCGAUGGUUCGGUUACCUAUGUUGCUGGUGACAUGUUUCAUUCCAUCCCACCUUCUCAGGCUGUGAUGCUCAAGGUUGUUCUGCAUUUCUGGAGCGAUGAGAAUUGCGUGAAAAUAUUAUCUCAAUGCAAGAAGGCCAUCCCUUCACGUGCAGAUGGAGGAAAGGUGAUCAUCAUAGAUGUAGUGAUCGGCUCUUCUACUUCGGGGCCAAUACUGGAAACCCAACUUCUAUUGGAUAUGAUCAUGCUGGUGAACUUCCAAGGCAGACAACGUGAUGAGAAUGACUGGAGCCACAUCUUUAAGAAAGCAGGGUUCAGUGAAUAUAAGAUUGUCAAGAAAUUGGGAGCUCGAUGUGUCUUCGAGGCCUUCCCUCAUGUCAGGUGCAUCGUGCUGGACUUUCCACGAGUGAUCAACAAUGCCCCUCCUUCCGAUGGUUCGGUUACCUAUGUUGCUGGUGACAUGUUUCAUUCCAUCCCACCUUCUCAAGCUGUGAUGCUCAAGGUUGUUCUGCAUUUCUGGAGUGACGAGAAUUGCGUGAAAAUAUUGGCUCAACGCAAGAAGGCCAUCCCUGCACGCGCAGACGGAGGAAAGGUGAUCAUCAUAGAUGUAGUUAUUGGCUCUAGAUCUUCUACUUCGGGGCCAAUAUUGGAAGCCCAACUUCUAAUGGACAUGCUCAUGCUGGUAAACUUCAGAAGCAGGCAACGUGAUGAGAAUGACUGGAGCGACAUCUUUAAGAAAGCAGGGUUCAGUGAAUAUAAGAUCGUCAGUAAACUGGGAGCUCGAUGUGUCUUCGAGGUCUAUCCAUAA